AUGCUUUCAGAUAAAGAUUUGGCAUUGGCAAUUUUCAUCGUUCGAGCCGCAAAAACUCACCACAUUCCGCCCCACGAUUAUGCUCGUGUUAUCAUAGAUUUACAUCAUUAUCGCCAAUACAGUGAUGACAUCAUCUUACGUAGAAUCACUCCAGCAAAAACCCACAUUUUUCUAGGCGCCUACUUGAGAUUGUCACGAUAUGUAUUUCUCGAUUUGAACCCGGAAUUGUGCUUUACCAGCUUGCCACAAACGAUUUUUCACCGAUUUAAAAUGACAGGUCUAUUUUUGAACUGGAUGCGAAUCGUUGACAGUUUGGAAUACUCGCUAGCCGCUUCUUGUAUUCUGGAAUCCCACCAACAACGUGCCCACAUUUUAAACAUGUACUCGUUGUCAUUGUCAAAAAUCACCAACCAAAACCACUUGGAACGAGUGGUUCGUCGAAUGCAUCAACGCUCAUUGACCGGAAUUCUCCGACUUUCAAUCUUUAGCCAUACCAAAGUUUUCUCCGAGAACUCUCGUGUCACGAAGCAAGCAUUGCAAACGCUUGCCCGGAAACAAAAGAAUACUCGUCUUGAAAAAAAACUUUGGACUUUGGCACCAUUUCUUGGUCAAAACAAACCUUUUAAAUUAAGUGAUUGGACCCAUUUGAUCCCCAAAAUCUACUCAGAACAAGCCAUGUUGCAGUUCUUGCGGGUAUUAAUCCUAUCAUCAGAAGUAAAUCCGGUCCCAAUUGACCAUAAAAGUGCUAUAUUGUGUGUUUUGCUUGUCUCAAAUAACCCAAACUUCAUUCAAGAAGCUUACGGCUUGAUGAAUUCGAUUGCUUUUUUGGAAAAAACGUAA
Messenger RNA from Meyerozyma guilliermondii ATCC 6260, 840 nucleotides. RefSeq lists its product as uncharacterized. The transcript has a single exon. The record is from RefSeq and is a predicted model, not a curated record. The coding region runs from base 1 to 840 and encodes 279 amino acids. Lineage: Eukaryota; Fungi; Ascomycota; Pichiomycetes; Serinales; Debaryomycetaceae.